GCGCCGUCCGGCGUGUGUUGUUUACGGUGAGGUUGGAAUACUAGACCGCGGUCCUGCUAAACCCUUCUUAAUAAACCCCCAUCCCAGAGAUCAGAAAAAGAAGGACAGACAAGGAGAGAAAGAGAGAGCAAGGGGAUGUUGACUUAUCCCUCUGACCCACUCCCUCAGAUAGUUUGUCCAAUGGAUGAAGAUGCUAUUCCCCCAAACCAUUUCUGUAGUGCACCUCCCCACAGUGAACCUCCACCACCUCUCCUACCCCUUUCCUCCAUCACUCCCAGCUGUGCGAAUGAUGGAACAUCUGGACACAGAAGGAGUGGUCGAAUUCAAGAGAUCAGAGCACAAACUCCUAAAAAGCAGAGCAGCACAGACAGCAGAGAAGCUCAGAAACCAUCCAGACAGAAUCCGUCCCGCUCAAAGCGACAAAGGGAGAGUAGGAGCAUGGUGCAAGUGUCAAAGUCCAAGCAGCCAAGAGUUGAAAGCACACAUGGACAUGAGACACAAAACAAGGAUGGAUUUGAUUUUAGUUUUGCAGCAGAGCACCAAAAUAAGCAGAAGGACCAGAAAAGCCCACAGAAAAAAACAAGUGUCUCUGCUGCAGAAAAUGUAGUUGAUCAGUUUUCUGACAAUACCACACAGAAUCUUGACACCACUAAACCUGACAUGGAUACAUACGGGGGAUUGGCUGUUGGACACACUAUUGAAAAUGAAUCUUCCCCAAAGGGAUGGGUGAUCGGCCCCCUGUUCCAGUCCUUCAAGUCGAAGAUGGCCAGUUUCACAGAGAUAGUCAUGUGUCCUGUUAAACUCUUCAGAGCUAAUAGUCCUUCACCGUCCAUGCACCAUCCAGACAAACUCAGUGAAUUUGAGCUCCAGGCCGAUGGAAUAUCUGAUGGUGUGCACUCAGAGCCAAACGAUAUGUUUCAUCCUGAAGCACAAAGUGAGAGUGAGAAUCAGGACUUCAGGACGCUCGGUGAAGUAGACGGUGCACAAAACGCAAAAACUGUUGCUGUUAAAUAUUGUAAAAAAUUAUCAUUUGAUGUGGAGUUGCCAACACGCGGCUCUCAGCAGGCAGAUGAAUGUGCAAUAACUCAGAAGGAAAAAAACCUACCUGAUUCUGUGCCUUUACAACACAGUCCCUCACCCUGCUUUGUUUCUGAGGAAGUUUCAGAAUCUGUUGUUAGGUCCUCUAUACUGUUACAGCCCUCUGUCAAUGUAAGUGCCUCACAUGAAUCCCAGUUAAAGAUAUCCAGUGCUAAGGAGGAGCAGAAUGGCAAACUGGCUGCUCGACUGAGACCACUGCCCAGGAAAUGUACAGGAAAUAGAAGGAAGGUUACCUCUAAGACUUUAACAGCUGAAGUCAAAAAGCAGGAGUCUGACCCAGAGGUUAUUGAUGGGCAGCUUUCUUGCUUGAAUUCAGUCACAUCAAACAAAGCUGACUCAAGUGAUAUUGACAAAGCGCUGUCGUUAUCUUCCUCAGUCUAUCAUGCUCAGCCUAACACUGACUGUUCUCAACCUGAUGAUGAGGAUGAUGGCAGGAAAACGGAGAGUUGCCACUUGGUGCGCCAAAGCCUCCGGAAUAACGUGAAUGCUACUGGACGGCCACUGAAACCUACAAUUGGCACUCAGCAGCUGGAGUGUCAACUAAACCCUGAAACUUACUCAGCUGCUGAUCUUGGGAGAGCAAAGAGGGAGCUGAAACUGGAUUGUCAUUCCCAAGACUUUGUGAAGAGGAAAAGAUUGACGGCGGAUAUACGUAAAAAGGAUACAAAAAAACAAGAGCUGGUAAAUGUGGCUUCAGAGAGUGACGCAUUGAGAGGGCUAAGACCACCAAGAAAGGAAGUUGUGCUGACUAAUUCCCUUGCAGAGGGAAAAGAAAUGCUAAAGCCUGCUAGAAAAAGACAGGCUGUUUCAACAAAAGCCAACAAGAAAGGAAAAGGAGGGCAAGAAAUGCUCUCCAUGAUUAAUGAAACAGUGUUAAACACACAGACGGAAACCUCGAGUGAUGCGAUGUUGGUUUGCUCGCUGGGUGAAAACAGUGGUGUAUCAGAGGAGAAUGAAAAGGGCAGCAGCAAGGUGAAGGCCAGUGGUUCAUGCAAAAGACCGAGGACAAGAACGGGUCCAGGUAAACCUGAUGUAGACACUGAUGACUGCAUGGAUCAGGAAACAACUGUAACAGUCACCUCUACAAAACAAGCCGAACAGGAACCGUUAUCAGAAGUCCUCGUCCGUCCAAAUAUAAAGCAGCUCCAGAGCACUAGAAGGUGCAGGAAUAUAAACAAGAAACCACUAAAACGGAAAUUACCAAACCAAGUGAGUUCAGCUACAGACUCAGACAGCACUGUGGUUUCUACCUCAUCAGCAUUACCAGUGGAGUCAUUGGAAGUCACACCCACCGAUUUUAAUACCUCUCAGCAUGCUCAAAACCAAGAGAGCAGGGAAACGGGGCUGACGCAGCAGUCCAAGAGACCCAGAAAGGGUUUUCAAGGUGCUGUUAAAUUGUCUUCAUCAGGAGGGAGUCAGGAGACAAAGCAAUGUAUCCCUAACCUUCAUUUGAUAACCAAAGAAAACGAGUCUCAAGAAGGCAAAGGGAAAAUCCCAAUAGACCCUGUAUAUUUUGAAAUGACACCUGUUGAAAGUACUGACCAACCUGGUCCUUCUCCCUCCCAACCUCAGUCAGACUGUUAUGUACAAUUCAAUAAUGACAUGAAGCACUUUGUGGAAGGUAAGGAAAAGAGUACUUCUUCUGUGAGAGAUGAGGAAGAUGAAGCCAGUAACCACAGCAGCAUUGAUACCUCUCGGCGAAGUUCAAGGGCGAGAUGGGUUAACAAUAAGCCAAGGAGAAAAGGCAGGGUUUUGAAUAGUAGGACACGUAAACAUGAAGAGACAAACUCCAUCACUAUGGAUGAUGCAGACCUGGUGACAGCAGAUAGAUCCUCAUCAGAAAAUGGCUUAUCAAGGUGCUUGUUACGCAGCUAUUCUUGCCCAGAGAUCCCCUCCCUCCGUCCCCUUGACAUGCCCUGGACUUCUUCUCUGCAUUCACUGCAUCAGAGCAGGACUCACACACCACACCAGCAUCAGUCUUCCCACACUUCUUUUGUCCAUCAUGCCCACAAAUCCCUACGGCGGGCUCGUCGACACACAGUCUGCAGCGUGGAAGUGGAGAGGGAGAUCGCCCCUCUGUGCCUUCGUAAGGAGGUGUAUCCAUCCAGAAGAUCUCUUCCAUAUGACAGCGUGACCCAAAACCUGUCUCCCAGUGUUGCACUUUCUCCCAGCACUUCCCUCUCAGCUCUUGCCUCCGGUUUCCUUUCAAGUCCUCUGGCUUUCCUUUCUAAGAAAGUUGACAGCAGAGGAGCUGCUGCCAGCCCCAGCACUUCCAGUCACGUUUCCUCUCCCACCUCCUCCUCUUCUAUAUAUAUGUCGAGCCCCUCCACGUGGCGCCUUUCAGGAUUCCUCCAAAGAACUGACUCCUCUAGUGCUAUCUUGGACUGUAGUAGCAGUGGGAUCCCCUUGGAGUGUGCGAUUGAGAGACGACAACAGAGUGAAGAGGAGGAUGAUGGCGAGGACACAAGCUCAUCCAAUCAGGACUUUGAAGAUGUGGCGCUGAGAGAAGAAAAGGCUUUGUCUGAUUCAGAAAUCAAGGUGGUGCAAAAGCAUGAGGAACGAGGGAAGGUGUCGUCUAUUAGAAUUCGUAAGACUCUACCCAAACCUCAGAACAACCUGACACCCAUGGGCCUGCCCAAACCCAUCAGGCUGAAAAAGAAGGAGUUCAGUUUAGAAGAAAUUUACACCAACAAGAAUUUCAGCAAACCCCCUGAAAGCCGGCUAGAGACCAUAUUCGAGGUUCCUCUCAAUCGCCGGAAUGGUUCUGAGUCCUGGUUUAGCCAGAGGCGUCUCAAACGUUUUUUGGAGUUCCUGGAUGUUGGCGAGGCCAGAAAACCAAAGAAGCCACUGGUUGGUGUCGGAAAGACAGGUCUUUCAUCUUCCAGGACAAGACGAGGGGGGUUCCCGAAAGUCGAGGCGUCCCUCAGCGUGCAGGAUGUGGACUCGCUUCUCUGCGCCAAGCUCGAGCAGCUGAAUUUGUGGUUGAUGCAUGAUCAGAAAGACAGCUGACAGGUGCCUCUUAAAUGUUGAUUGUUUGGCAGUCAUUUAAAAAAAAAAAACAAUGCAUGAUAUAAUGCUGUUAAUG
This is a messenger RNA of Chelmon rostratus (copperband butterflyfish), 4183 nucleotides long. RefSeq names its product proline rich 14 (gene prr14). The transcript is spliced from 11 exons. NCBI's taxonomy places the organism in Eukaryota, Metazoa, Chordata, Actinopteri, Chaetodontiformes, Chaetodontidae. The record is from RefSeq and is a predicted model, not a curated record. The coding region runs from base 136 to 4107 and encodes 1323 amino acids.